GGAGGAAAAUCCAGAUCUCCAAGCUUUCCUGGAUCAACACCAUCUGAGGGAUCGACUCAAUCCUCGCGAGUCGUUUUUUGGAGGAAGGACCAAUGCCCUCAAAUUGUUCCACGAGGGAGACGCAAAAUAUGUGGAUUUUACUUCACUCUAUCCAUGGGUGAACAAGUAUUGCGUCUACCCUGUGGGACAUCCAACAAUCAUCACGGAAAGCUUUGGAGAUGUGGAAGAUUAUUUUGGAAUUAUCCAAUGCCGAGUGAUUCCUCCACGGAAUCUGUAUCUUCCGGUACUGCCCUAUCGGUGCCGGAAGAAGCUGAUGUUCCCCCUGUGUCGGACUUGCGCCCUUCUUCAACUGCAGACUCCGUGUACCCACACAGACGACGAGCGAGCUCUUGUCGGAACGUGGGUAACGGAGGAAGUCAAACUGGCGAAAAAGAAAGGCUACCGCAUCACACAUAUUUACGAAGUGUACCAUUUCCAGGCAUCGUCUACUUCUCUGUUUCGUUCCUACAUUGAUCUGUUUCUGAAGAUCAAGCAGGAAAGUAGCGGAUGGCCUUCGGA
This is a messenger RNA of Stegodyphus dumicola, 558 nucleotides long. RefSeq lists its product as uncharacterized. NCBI's taxonomy places the organism in Eukaryota, Metazoa, Arthropoda, Arachnida, Araneae, Eresidae. The record is from RefSeq and is a predicted model, not a curated record.